AUUUUGUACAAGCUACCGAUCAGAUAUAUAGAAGUUGAUACUUAAUGUAGACAAAAUAAACAUUAAAAGUGAAGAAAAACUAUAAUUCAACAAUGGACACAUAAUUCUUUAAAUUUUAAUAUUAAAUAAUCAGAAAUAACUAAUAAAGUUAAGAAAACGCAAUAGAGAGAUGCCUAUAAUUCAAUUAAUCAACGACUAUCGUAAUUAUAAAAAUAAGAACAAAAUGCACAAAAUUAAAUAUGUAAAAGACAUUAUACAAGAUCUGGAAAACUAUGGACCAGCUAGUUUAAUACACAUUGCUAUUCUGAGUAACAUACUUAAAAAACGCAUUAAUAUAUGGAAUGCUAAUGGUAAUUUAAAUAAGAUCAUCGGAAGGAAAAAAUUGGGACCAUCUAUAGAUAUUGAAUAUCACGCAAACAAUUCUGAACAAAUUGGUCACUGGACCCUAAGAGGUAGCAAAGAUCCCGAUAACGUCAUUAUUGAUUUAAACAGCUGCCUUUUUUCGGUGAUCGGUUCUCAAAUCGAACAAGAUCCAUUAAAUCUUCGUAAAUGGACUGUGUUAAAACUAAAAAAAAGUUCUCAGAAUUUGGCUAAAUGGUUAAACAAAAUUCAGUGGAAGGGGAGUGCAGGAGUAUUCUUUAUGAUUGGCGGAGUAAACGGACGUGGACCCGAAAGUCCGAGAACAAGUCCCGAAGAAAUAAGGUACUCAGAAAGGUACCCAGCAGACAGCCAGGUAGAAGACGCUAAAAAAAUUCUGGAUGAUUCAGAGGGUGAACCAAGCGAAGUUGAAGGUGAAGGCCCAGAAGUAAUCGGCCAAUCUAGAGUGAUGUAUGUCGUAAAAGGAAGAAAUGGAGGUGUCGGAGCUUAUACUAAAGCAAAUCCAUGUAAUGGAAUAUCUGCUCUUUGGACAGAAAACGACCAAAACUAUGUCACUCAUAGGGCAUUGCUAUCAAAAUCGGGUCAAAAAGCACUACAUAAACUUGACAAUGCCAUUCAAUAUACACAAAAAAUACCUUUUUCAGAAUUAGUAGAACAAGGUAAACGAUUUCCUACAGGAAGCCAUUGGCAUAAUGGAUAUAAAAUAAAAAUUGAUGCAAAAAUCGAAGCUGUCAUAUUAACUUUAAGACAUCAAAAGGGUCAACGAAAUGUCAAAAGUGCAAAACCUUUUAUAGCUAGUAUUAUCCCAAUCUUACAACAUUUUGAAGAACGUAGAUGUGAAGAAACAAGAUAUCCAUUAAACAACGAUAUAAGACACGCUAAACAAAUUCUGGAUGAUUCACACCGUUUAAGAAACGAGUUUGGUAAAAAAGGCCAGUCCAGAAUAAGGCAUGUUGUACAUGGCAAAAAUGGAGGUGUCAGAGCUUGGACUAGGAAAAAUCGAUGUGAGGAAAAGGGUGCUUUUCAGACAGAAGAAGAUCAAGACUAUGUCACUCAUAGGACAUUGCUAUCACGAUCGGUUCAAGGAGCACUACAUCGAUUGGCUGGAGUGUCAUACAAGGAUAUGCAGAACAUACCUAUUUCAGAAUUAAUAGAACGAAAUAGAACAUUUCCUAAAGGAAGCCUUUGGAAAAAUGGAAGUCAAAUAAAUGGUUUAUUAGACAUACAAUCUGUCGGAAUAGUUUUAGGACAUUUUGCAGGUAAAGAAAGAGAUGUAUAUGCAGCGCCUUUUAUAUUAUGUGUUUACCCAAACUUUAAAAAAAUAACAACAACGAUAGAAUGUCCGGAAAUGCCUAAGACACAAUCCAGGUACCCAACAAACAACAAUAUAAAAAACGCUCAAAAGAUUCUGGAUAAUUCAGAGGGUAAAGAAUGCGAAAUUAAUCCACAUAUGUUUUCGGACCUGGAUCCAGAAAGUAGAAAGGGGCAUAGUAGAGAGAGGCAUGUCGUAAAAGGAAGAAAUGGAGGUGUCGAAGCUUAUACUAGAAAGUUUCCAUGUGAAGGAAGAACUGCUUUUCAGACAGAAGAAGAUCAAAACUAUGUCCUUCAUAGGGCAUUGGUAUCAGACUCGGGUCAAGAAGCACUACAUAAACUUAACAGAUCCAAUCAAAUUGAAUUAAUUGUAAAAACUGAAGAGAUAAAAGUACGACAUGGCACAUUUCCUAAAGGAACAUAUUGGCAUGCAGGAGAACAAAAAAAUGGAUUAAAAAAUAUCACAUCUGUCCAAAUUUAUUUAAGACAUCAUCAGAAUAAAAAAGGCGAAAAAACUGCAGAACCUCAUAUACUUACUAUGUUCCCAAUCUUGGAAGGCAUAGAACCAAUAAAGUGUACAGCGGAAGAAAAAGCGAAACUUAUGAGAGAAAAACGAGCUCGUAUAGCUCUCGCUGCAUCCACAUCUGAAACUGCCGUUGCAUCCACAUCUGAAACUGCCGUUGCAUCCACAUCUGAAACUGCCGUUGCAUCCACAUCUAAAACUGCUUCUUAAAACUCCUAAACUGCUCUUAAAACUGCUUCUAGAAUUAUUCCUAAAACUACUCCUAAAACAAUAGAAAUAAGAAGAAAUUCUAACUACGGAGCUCCGAGUAGGAAGCGGGUUGCAAGGAAGGUACUUGUAAGCGCGGGAGCAUGAUAUUACACAACUGUCAGAAUACACAUACAUAUAAAAAUACACAUGUAAUACUACAGACUUACUAGAAUAGACUGCUUAUGAGGUGAAAAAAUGGUAAUAGAGGUAUCCGUAACUGAGAAAAGGAUAACUGUCGUUAACUUGGGUUGCUAUUUCUUUCUAAUGCAAAAUAAUGGUGAAGUAUAGUGACCAAUACUGGUGUCAGAGCGUGAGCGUGUUAUCAUAGUAUGCAUAGGGUGCAUACUCUGACACCGUUAUUGGUCGCUAUGCUUCCUCACUAUUCUGCAUUAAAAAGAAGUAACCUAAGUUCAAGUCAGUUAUCUUUUUCUCAGUGACGGAUACCUUCACUACCUUCAUGAGCAGUCUAUUCUAAUAAGUUUAUAUAUUAUAAUAGUAUAUUAUUAUUAUAGUAUAAUACAUAUGUUUAUGUUAUUAUAGUAUAAUACAUUAUACUAUUAAUAGUUAAUCAAUUAAUAGUAUUAUAUUAUUAUAGUAUAAUACAUAUGUAAUACAUAUAAAAUAUAAAAUACGUACGCAUUUCAUAUUUGAAUAAAUAUAAAAUUCCGUUGGCAUUUUUUUAUAAGCCUGAUGUGUUAUAGUCAAUGAGAUACUAACGCUAAAGAGCAGACCGCAUUAUGAUGUGCAAUAAUUGUACAAUUUAUCAAUGAAAAACCAUUAUAGAAAAAUAAUACGGGUCAGAAGUAAGGUGAGAAGACAUAUGAGAUGCAUUUUUAUUUGUACAAUCUUGCUUCUAGCUUUCCUCUACAACCGCCGUCACAGUACAAUUAAACGCAUAGGUCGCACAAAAAAUGUCGAAUAUUAAACCGUUUAAUAAUGAAUGUAAUUUAUUGAUUAUAAAAUUGAUUAAUUAUAAAAUUAAAAAAAUGUAUUGAUAAAACAAGCAAUAAAAUUGGAAACAGCUGAGUGAAAGAAAAAAUCACACAAUUUUGUCAGCAAGAGAAUAAUAAAGGAAACUAAUUACAAAA
Monomorium pharaonis (pharaoh ant) is the source of this 3549-nucleotide messenger RNA. RefSeq lists its product as uncharacterized. The record is from RefSeq and is a predicted model, not a curated record. The coding region runs from base 170 to 2422 and encodes 750 amino acids. The transcript has 3 exons. Lineage: Eukaryota; Metazoa; Arthropoda; Insecta; Hymenoptera; Formicidae.